Messenger RNA from Cercopithifilaria johnstoni, 1272 nucleotides. The record is from the annotation of a GenBank genome assembly. NCBI's taxonomy places the organism in Eukaryota, Metazoa, Nematoda, Chromadorea, Rhabditida, Onchocercidae.
AUGGAAGAAGCACAAUACGUUGUAUCAAAGCGAAAUACUGAAAUUCGACGUUUUAAUGAGAAGCGUCGUAAGAGGAAAAAUAGAGGAACAGUACGACGAUUGGUUGCCAAUAAAACAAGACAGCUAAAAGGAAUUAAAAGACAACAUUCUAAAUCAGAUCAGACAGUUAUUCAAAAUGUAGUUCACGUGAAAACAUUUCCUGUUGCAGCCAUAUCGAUGGGUUUAUUCAUUGCAAAUGGUGGCAACAUGGGUGGAUCAAGUUGCAGCGUAACGUUUUGCUUUUUUUCCCGUUAUUUGCGUUACGAUUUCUCGUAUAGUUCCGGUGUUCUCUCAUAUAGAGCCGGUUACAGGGUCGCAUUCAAUCAUCUGGAAGCGAUUAAUUUUCAAGGAUAUUAUGUGAAUUUCAAGUUAUCACAACCAGCAGAGCAAGAAUACUGUAACCGAGAAAGUUUUUCGAAUAACAAACGUGUUGUGGUACCGUGUAACGAUUUUGAUAUCACACUGGGACAAUACAAAACGGCUCUUGUUCAUGUUGUUCGCUUGAAUAGGGAUGAAUCAUCUAUAUGGAUUUAUCAUUUGCUUGAUGCAGAUCGACAAUUUUUCAAACCCAUAAUACGACGAGUAAUGCUAAGCGGUAGCAGCACUUCUAGUUAUAGUACUAGUGCUGGAUCUUCGAAGAGUUCAUUAUCAAUGUUUGCUACAAAUCCUGCAACAAUGUCUUUGUAUUCUAAUCAUUCUGAUCCCUAUAAUUUUGUUGCUCCAAAAUGUUUGCCUUCGGUAUCAUCGUAUAUGACACAGUAUGGUAAUCUGGAUAAUGAAAUAGCACCAAUACGUUAUAACGAAACAGCAAACUCCUCCUCGCUUUCCACUUCCUUCACGUCAUACACCGUUGAGCAAUCACAGUCUACUACUGGUUACAAUGGUGGAGAAAAUUCAUGGCAAUCUGAAAUUUUCUUAGCUCCACAAGAACCGAAAACUUCUCUGGAUGUUCAACAGACUGUUACUAUGGAGUCGACAGUAACAAAUAAUGAAAGAUAUGUAUAUGAGUCGACUGAUGGAAUAGAUAACGAUUGUGGAUUGCAAAUAUCAGAAUGUUACAAUGAAGGUAAUGAAGACACCACAGAAGAGAAUCAACAGAAAGAAGACAAUGGUCCAAAUACUAUUAAUUCUAUGUAUGUCCUGUCAGAGCCGGAACAUGCAGAUUCGGAAUAUGUUCCACAAAAAUCUGACUCGCAGUACAUUCUUAGUGAUUUGGAUAUGCUUUUUCAGUAG